Molecule: messenger RNA, 2067 nt
Organism: Colius striatus (speckled mousebird)
Lineage: Eukaryota; Metazoa; Chordata; Aves; Coliiformes; Coliidae
Product: band 3 anion transport protein-like
Biological process (GO): monoatomic anion transport; bicarbonate transport; regulation of intracellular pH
Cellular component (GO): basolateral plasma membrane; plasma membrane
Molecular function (GO): solute:inorganic anion antiporter activity; bicarbonate transmembrane transporter activity; monoatomic anion transmembrane transporter activity
Source: RefSeq, a predicted model, not a curated record
CUCCCCCCAGGCUGUGUAGCCUUCCUGGAGCAGUCAACAUUGGUCUUUGUGCGCCUGAAGGACGCAGUGACACUGGAUGCCAUCCUCGAUGUGUCCCUACCCGUCCGCUUCCUCCUUGUGGUCCUGGGCCCUGACACCCCCCACAUCAGCUACCAUAAGAUGAGCCGUGCUGUUGCCACCAUGAUGUCUGAGAGGGUCUUUUGCCAGGAUGCCUACCUGGCUGAGGGCUGCCAGGACUUGCUGUGGGGGGUGGAGGUCAGCAUCGUCCUGCCACCCACCGAGACCCCCAACGAGCAGUUCCUGCUGCAGCACAAGCUACUCUGUUGCCGCGACCAGCCCCCUGAGCAGGCAUCAAGCGAGGGCUUCCUCAAAGACCUGGGGCUGGAGGAGCCAGCGCCAGAGGAUGACGACCCCCUGCGCAGGAUGGGGCAACCUUUUGGGGGGCUGGUGCAAGACAUCUGCUGCUGCUACCCCAAAUAUCUCAGCGACAUCAAGGACGUCUUCAGUCCCCAGUGCCUGGCCGCUGUCAUCUUCAUCUACUUCACUGCGCUGUCACCUGCUGUCACCUUUGGAGGAUUGCUGAGUGAGAAGACCAAGGGCAUGAUGGGGGUGUUGGAGCUGCUCAUCUCUACCUGCGUGCAGUGUGUCCUCUUCAGCAUCCUCAGCGCCCAGACCCUUCUUGUCAUCGGCUUCUCAGGGCCCCUCCUUGUCUUUGAGGAAGCCUUCUACUCAAUGGGUUUCUGCAAUGUCAAUGGUGUGGAGUACAUCAUGGGCCGGGUCUGGAUCGGCUUCUGGAUGAUCCUGAUGGUGCUGGUGGUGGUGGCCUGUGAGGGCAGCUUCCUGGUGCGCUACGUGUCCCGCUACACCCAGGAGAUCUUCUCCUUCCUCAUCUCCCUCAUCUUCAUCUACGAGACCUUCUUCACAGAAGGGGGAAGGGGAGGGCGGGGCUGCAGGCUGUGCUCAAUCUUCAAGGAUCACCCGCUAAAGCGGCAGUACAAUGUGCAGGCCAUAGUGGAUCCCAAGGUGCUGGAGCUGAACACGGUGCUGCUUUCCCUCGUCCUCAUGGCUGGCACAUUCUUCCUGGCAUUCUUCCUCCGCAAGUUUAAGAACAGCGCUUUCCUGCCUGGCAAGGCCCGACGCUUGAUCAGGGACUUUGGGGUGCCCAUUUCCAUCUUCAUCAUGGCGCUGAUUGACUUCUUCAUCAAGGACACAUACACGCAGAAACUGAAUGUCCCCAAAGGGCUGGAGGUCACCAAUUCAUCCACCCGUGGCUGGUUUAUCAGCCCCAUGGGGAAAAACAACAGCUUCCCUCCCUGGAUGAUGUUUGCCUCUGUGGUGCCAGCCAUCGUGGUCUUUAUCCUCAUCUUCCUCGAGACACAGAUCACCAUAGUCAUCGUCAGCAAGCCUGAGAGGAAGCUGGUAAAGUGCUCUGGCUUCCACCUGGACCUGCUGCUGAUUGUGGCCAUGGGGGGACUGGACACCCUCUUCGGCAUGCCCUGGCUCAGUGCCACCACACUCCACACUAUCACCCACGCCAACGCCCUCACCAUCAUGGCCAAGACCUCUGCUCCCAACAAGAAGUUCCAGAUCCUGGAGGUCAAGGAGCAGCGCCUCAGUGGCUUGUUGGUGGUCGUGCUCAUUGGGCUGGGUGCACUCAUGGAGCCCAUCCUAAAGUACAUCCUAUUGGCUGUGCUCUUUGGCAUCUUCCUCUACAUGGGUGUCACUUCCCUCUUUGGCAUUCAACUCUUUGACCGCAUCCUGCUCUUGCUGAUGCCACCCAAGUACCACCCUAAUGAGUCCUACGUCACCCGAGUGAGCACUUGGCGGAUGCAUCUCUUCACCUUCACUCAAAUUGUCGUCCUAGUGCUACUGUGGGUGGUGAAGUCCACCCCAGCCUCGCUGGCACUGCCCUUUGUCCUCAUCCUCACUGUAGUCCUGUGACGCUUCCUACUGCCCAAGAUCUUCAGGGACGUCGAGCUCAAAUGUCUGGACGCCAACAAUGCCAUGGUGACCUUCGAAGAGGCAGAGGGCACAGACAUGUACAAUGAGGUGCAGAUGCCCAGCUAA